UUGCCAGCUGACUGAUUCUGUAUAAGAAAUUGUUUCGGCCGAGUGAAAGUUGGUCUUAGUUUGUUCGAUCCCUUCAAAGCAUCGUAUCUUUCAAUUCUUUGUUCCAAGAAGUGGCAGUCAGUCUUUCAAAAUCCUAAUCCUAUGCUUACGGACCGAGAGGUUUUGCUGACGAUGUUUUUGCUAUUGUCUCUCCUAGCAAUCAAUGCCGCUUCAGCGAGACUACCCGCCUGUCAGGAGGGGGAAUACGAAUAUGAAUUUACCGAGUGUGAUUCAGCUGGGGGAAGAUGGCGUGUGCCAGUGCCACGUAGAGCUGACAAGUGCGAAGCAACCGGUCUGACUUCGGUCAGACAACGAAAAUGCGCCUCGACUUGUGAUUCUGGUGAAUUUUUGGAUGUGAAUAGUCCCGAACAGUUAUGUAAGGCGUGUCCAGCUGGCCACUAUAGUUCUGGUGGUGAUGUUAUCUACUCCAACUGGACAACGCUGCCCAUUGGCUUUGAGACACGAUCGUAUGAUGACAGCAGCAACCUGAUGUCUAGCAGCAAACAAAGUAACUGCACAAAUUCACUAUGGAAGGCGAUGGGCGAUAACGUGGUGUCUGGUUUUGACAACUGCAUGUCACAAUUAACACUUGCUGUAACGUUAAAGAAAGAUGGAAAAGUUUUUUUUACUUAUCAAAGUCCCAGCAGCGAUGUCUUUUUUAACGUUUACGUUCGUAAUGAACAGUGCCUGAUGAGUACUGGGGAAAAGUCGUAUAAGUAUCCACCACGAACAAAAGAAUUUCAAUGGAACAAUGCAACGGUUGAACUCAAGCGUGGUCACAAUCUGAUAGUCUGGCAAGCGGCUCUGUUUCCAUCUAAAAGAGCUGCUGAACGUAAUGAGGAACCUGUCAUGAUUAAAUCUAUUCGAGUUGAAGGAGUAGCGUACACAUCCGAAUGUUCCCCUUGUCCUGCAGGGACAUUUACCAAAUCCGUGGGGACUACAAGUUGCACGCCAUGCCCAGCUGAUCAUUAUUCUGCUGAAGGAGCUACUGAAUGCGCGGAAUGCGACUUGAAGACUCACUAUUCCAACCCUGGCUCAGCUAAAUGCAGUGAGAGAAAACCUUGCACUGUUAAUGAUUAUAUUGAAAUUCACAGCAAAUGCGAUGAAAAGAAUAAGUUUAAGAAAAUGUUCCAAUGGAUUGAACCAAAGAUCUGCCUUAACGAUGUCAAAGGUUCGACUUCUCUACCCUUAUCAGGCGAAGAAGAAAAAUGUCCGCCAUGUAAUCCUGGCAUGUUUAUGAAUGGUACAACCUGCGACUUCUGUCCUCCGAUGACGUCGAGUGAUGGCACCAGCACUGAAUGUACGAAAUGCGCUGCUUCGACCGAACCUGAAUACGGUUACGACUUUCACUGGUGGAGAAGCUGGCCUCCUAAUAUGGAUCGAAUGUGUCAAUCUUCAUAUGAUCGAGGCUGUGCGUCACAAGAUGGUUUCCAACUCCGUGGUACCUCGAUCGAUAGCGGAUACGGCCAUGCAGAUGAUGCGAGAGUAUUGUUGUUUCUCGGAACGGAUGGAUUUAAAAGAAGCCAUCUUUACCCUGGUUUGGGAACAGUCACUUUUGAGUUUGAAAUGCAGUGUGCGGGACCGUGCUAUUUGAGCUUUUAUCAAUUGCACAGUAAAAAGAGCGAGGAAAGCGGUCGUUACGAGAAAAUAAAAGUUUGGGAGGGUAAACAAUCGAAACAGAAAUACUCCUUUCAAGCGACAGCAGAGCACACAGAAGGAUUUUAUUGGGUUUUCCGAAAGGGUAAAAAAGCUAAAAGAACAUUUGGAGAAUACGACGGUGUUGAUCCUGAAAUGCACUUCAAAUAUCGAAAUGACAAAGUGACAGUCUAUUUCAUCAAAGUAACGAAAACAAUCGAUGGUGGUGCUGCAGGGUGCAAGAAAUGUCCAGUUGGAGUGAAAGAUGAAGGGUGUGUUGAAUGUCCGAAAGGCAAUCGAAUUAUUCCAGAUAAGAAAAAUAUACCAAAAUGUCAACCUUGUCCUAAGAAUACCUACCUUAACGUUAGCGAUCCUUAUGGAAGAGAUGCUUGUAUUGCUUGUGGGGAUUUCUUGACGAGUGAAAAGGGAUCCACUGAGUGUGUUUCUAGUUGUAAAUUCACAAGCAAGGAAGGAGAAAAAUAUGAUUUAUCACCGAUAUCAGGGAUUUACAGCAAAAAGACCAGCGCGCUUUUCACACCACAAGGAACGAAGUAUUACCACAUGUUCAACAUCAGCGUGUGUCCGCAAGAUCCAUCAUUGAAAGCCUCCUGCCACAGAAAUGUCAGUAUGGAAGGAAAUGCGGAGGCCACAAAGACGUACAAUUACACAAUUUGUCGUAUGACCAUCGUACCAAGGCCUUCCACGACUUUUGCCACACAACCAAUGAGUGUUGGUAAACAGCUGAUGUUGAUCUCAACAAGAAAAGUGAAAGAAAAUGAUGAAUUACUGAGUGAGAAACAGAUGAUCAAUAGAACAAUUAUCUCAUUCCAUUAUAGAACAGACGGUGUCACCGAGGCUUGCCCAAGAGGACGAUCAACUGUCAUUCAUCAUGUUUGUGAUCCACGUCGCAAGGCGAAAAGCGAGGUAAAGCUUGCAGUACCACAGAAAUGUUCUGAGGGAACCUGCGAUGGAUGCAGUUUCCACUUCAUAAUGCGUUCCGCAGCGGCUUGUCCUUUGUGUACGAGUGAACACUAUUUUAGUGUUGUGACGGGCUGUGUGAAAGAAAAAAAACACACGACAUAUGUUUGGAAGUCGCCUAAGAUAUGUCUUGGUGGCAAAGCUUUACCAGAAGGCAAUUACACCAAAUGCAGCCUUUUAGAAAAACCUAUAAAAGAUUAUGCGAUUGGUCUUGGUAUAUUUGCUGGUGCUGUGGUUUUAAUGGUCUUAGCUGUCCUUAUUCUAUGGUACAAAAACAGAAGACUAGAAUAUAAAUAUCACAAACUGAUUCAGAACGCGUCAGAUCGUUCCGGAGAACUGCCUGGAGCUCCUCAAUGUGUUGGGGAUGAUGAGGACGAGGAUGAGGAAGAGGUUCAUUUCAAGAGUGGUGAAGGCCGUGGCAAACGUUUUUUAAAAAACAUCAAGAGCAAAUUUGCUGGUGACUCGAAAUUUUCGGAUCAGUACAAUUUCAGCAAUUUUAGUGAUGAUGAUAUCGGUUCAAUUGAACCAACUUCAAAGACUCCUUUAAGUUAGACAGACUCGUAUUUGGAAGAAAAGAGAGUUGUAAGAAUUGUAAGACCACAAGAAUUGUAAAACAGAAAAGCAGCACUAGAAAGCGAUGGCUUACUUGUUAGUUGUUAUAUAUAUUUUGCCGGAGCAUUUUUUGCAAACAUGACAUGUAGUUAUACGUUAUUAAUAGUCUAAAAAUUUCAAAGUGAACUUAUGGUUCGGCCUCACUGUAUAUCAUGUGUUAAAACACGGUUAAUUGAAAACAAGUGGCGUAGGCAGCCAAGGGGGAUAGAGGCUUCUGUCCUCCUAAGUCACACAGGGCACACUAACUGAUUAUCAGUACUGAACUGAUAAAUCUCUCGUAGAUAGACUAGUCUCAACAAAAUUUAACGAAUUGCGCCAGAAAGUGCAUGCAACGGCAUUUUAGAGUCUCAAUUUUUGAAUAUUUUCAUCGUGAAGGAUGCCCACAAACACAGACAGUGAUUCUGUAUGCGCCUAGUUCAGACACCACGAGUCCACGACUAUAUCUUCCUACGCCACUGAGAUAUCUAAUCAGGAAAAGUUAAAAUGAUGUAUUUACAAUUUAGCCAGUGAGGCAUUCAAUUAUGGUCAAAAUAAUGCCUUAGUUUUUCAA
Messenger RNA from Dendronephthya gigantea, 3814 nucleotides. RefSeq names its product UPF0577 protein KIAA1324-like. Bases 142 to 3204 code for a protein of 1020 amino acids. NCBI's taxonomy places the organism in Eukaryota, Metazoa, Cnidaria, Anthozoa, Malacalcyonacea, Nephtheidae. The transcript has 32 exons. The record is from RefSeq and is a predicted model, not a curated record.